This is a messenger RNA of Lolium perenne, 2184 nucleotides long. Its product is annotated as putative pentatricopeptide repeat-containing protein At1g26500. NCBI's taxonomy places the organism in Eukaryota, Viridiplantae, Streptophyta, Magnoliopsida, Poales, Poaceae. Gene Ontology annotation, molecular function: protein binding. The record is from RefSeq and is a predicted model, not a curated record.
UCUGACGCGCGCUCUGUUCAGUCACCGCCACCACCGGAGCUCCAUGCCUCCGCGACUCCUCUUCCGCCGCCUCCUCUCCACCGCCGUCGCAGCCCGCGCUCCGGAGGCGAGCUCCGCUGCCGCGCCGAGGCCGACCGACCCGGCGCUGCUCCUCCGCCUCUGCACAGUCCUCUACCAGCACCAGAACGCCCCGGACGCCGCCCUGCAGCGCCGCCUCUCCGCCCUCCCACUCCCAUCCGCCCCCGCCGACCUCCGCGAGCUCUUCCUCCAGACAUCCGCACGGUUCCCGCUCUCCUGGCGCCCCGUGCACCGCCUCCUCGCGCACCUCACCGCCCGCCACGGCUUCGCGCACUCCCCAACCACCGCCGCCCGCUUCCUCGACGUCCUCGCCAAGUCCAGCAACAUGGACCUGCUCCACUCUACAUUACUCUCCCUCCCUCCGGAACUCCUCUCCGACGCGGCCCUCCGCGCCGCCAUCCGCGGCCUCGCCCCCGCCCGCGAGGUCGACAAGGUCUCGGCCCUACUCACCCUCUUCCCAGAAUCACACCGCCCCCGCGUGCUCGACUUCAUCACCGAACUCGUCUGCUCCGUCUGCAAGCUGCCCGACGUGGCCGAGAAGGUGAUCAAGCAAGCCGAGCACCGGUACGGCCUCGCGCGCAGCAGCCGAUGCUGCGACCUGCUGGUCGUCGCGUACUGCCGCGCGGGGAUGUUCGCCGAUGCCUGCAGCGUGUGGAACGGGAUGGAGAAGCGCGGGAUCGAGCCGGGCGCAGCGGCGUACGAGGAGAUCGUCGUCACUCUGUUCAAGAACAACCGUUUCGCCGACGCCAUGAAGGUGUUCGACGGAAUGCGGAAGCGGGGCCUGUCUGCCGGCGGUGGCGGCGCGUGCUACCGCGCGGUGGUUUCGUGGCUGUGCAAGGAAGGAAGGACCUGGUGCGCGUUCAUGGUGUUUGCCGAAAUGGUGAAGAAAGGGGUGGAGGUGGACGGAGAGGUGCUGGGGGAUCUGGUGUAUGGGCUCUUGGCGAGGAGGAGGGUGAGGGAAGGGUACAAUGUUUUCCAUGGUGUCAAGAAGAAGGAUAUUUCACUGUACCAUGGGAUGAUGAAGGGUUUGGUGAGGAUCAAGCGAGCUCGAGAGGCAACUGAGGUGUUCAGGGAAAUGGUUGCCAGUGGGUGUGAGCCAAACAUGCACACCUACAUCAUGUUGCUUCAGGGGCACUUGGGUAAGAGGGGCAGGAAGGGCAGGGAUCCACUGGUCAAUUUUGAGAGCAUCUUUGUUGGUGGAUUGGUGAAGGCAGGGAGGACAUUGGAGGCGACUAAGUUUGUGGAGAGGACGAUGUGGGGUGGAGUGGAUGUGCCGAGGUUUGACUACAAUAAGUUCUUGCACUACUUCUCGAAUGAGGAGGGAGUGGCGAUGUUUGAGGAAGUUGGAAUGAGGUUGAGGGAAACAGGGCAUGUUGAUCUUGGGGACAUUUUUCUAACCUAUGGCGAGAGGAUGGCCACAAGGGAUAGGAGGAGGAGAGCGAUGAGUGGGCAUCCUUGUGAUGUGUAAUGUCAUAAAAUUGUAGAUGCUGUAGUUUGGAGGAACAGACACUGCUUUGGCUCUCUUUGGUCUUGGUAAGUGAUCUCUUCAGAGGCAUGGUUUGGUCUGGUCAACAAUAGGUUCUACAUAUGGAUGGGGUCAUGCUAUUUUUAAAAGGAUAUAAGAAGAACCACCCUAGAAGGUAGCCUUGACAGAUCAACAAGCUUGUCGUGUUAGCAUUAUUACGAUUCCUUCUACAUAUUCUCUGCUCCUCCCACUCAACAUUUUUUUUCUUUUAGGCACUUACUAAUUGGUAGCACUAGUCCGUGACAAACCCACAUCCUAUUAUCUUCAUGAUAUUAUUAGAAUCAAGAACAAUGUCCAAGAUUGAGCAUGCCAAUUGAAGUAGAGUCCAUGUUGCAAUAUGACAACCUAGAAAUAAAGCCACCACUUAAUUACAAGUAAAAGGUAGAAUGUUAUGCUGGUAAGAAAUUACUCAUUACAGUGUUGAGGGUAUCCAUCUAAUAUGCAAUCUGUAUUUGACAAUUUUGGAAUGUUCUUUGAAUCAAGAUUUUGAAACGGUUCUUCAAAAUAAAAUAUCUGAAUGAGCAGACUAUCUUGAACUAGGAAUAUUUCAAGUUCAAAUUUCAACCUACAUACUCCCUCCA